Molecule: messenger RNA, 2270 nt
Organism: Eriocheir sinensis (Chinese mitten crab)
Lineage: Eukaryota; Metazoa; Arthropoda; Malacostraca; Decapoda; Varunidae
Product: carbohydrate sulfotransferase 12-like
Exons: 3
Coding region: 1143-2270 (375 amino acids)
Biological process (GO): carbohydrate biosynthetic process
Cellular component (GO): membrane
Molecular function (GO): sulfotransferase activity
Source: RefSeq, a predicted model, not a curated record
AGCAGCUUAAAGGUAAAAAUAAAUGAAAACAAAAAAGCUAAGCACUGCCCUUAUAAUAGUAGAAAAGAGUUGCCAAAAGAGAAGUCAAUUUCGGGUGGAGAGGUGUCUUCAUACUCCACUCUUGAAAGAGGUCAAGUGGUAGGCAGGUGGAAAUACAGAUGAAGGAAGGCUGUUCCAGAGUUUAUUAGUGAAAGGGUUGAAAGAAUGAAGAUGCUGGUUAACUCUUGCAUAAGGGAUUUGGACAAUAUAAGGAUGAGCUAAGGUAGAAAGUCGAGUGCAGCGGGGCCGCGGGAUUGGAGGGAGGCAUGCAGUUAGCAAGUUCAGGAGAGUAGUCUGCAUGAAAAUAUCAAUUGAACAUAGAAAGAGAUACAACAUAUGGCGUCGAAAUAUAAGAGAUAGCAUACUGUAAGUAAGAGGAGGGGAACUGAUGAGACGAUGAGUCUUUUACUCUACUCUGCCCAAAAGAGUUGCGUGUUUGGACAUGAGAUGACAUGAGAUGCACACUUCAUACGAUGGCGGACAAGACCCUUAUAUAUGGACAGAAUCUGUGAGGAGGAGAAAAACUGAUGGAGACGCUGCAGGACAUCUAACUUCGAGGAAGCUGAAUUAACAAGAGAGUAGAUAUGAAGUUUCCAGCUGAGAUUCUGAGUUAAGAAUAGACCGAGGAUGUUUACUGUAGAAAAAGGGAGCAGCUGAGUGUUGUCGAAGAAUAGGGGAUACGUGUUGGGAGACGUGUUUGGAAGAUUGUGUCGAGCUGACAGGUGGGGAAAUAGAUUUUUUGAGGCACUGAAGGACAACUGGUUCCUCCUGCCCCAUUCAAAAAUGAUUGCAAGGUCCUGGGUUAAGCACUCUUCAGCGUCCAGUCUAGAGACCUCUAAUUCCCGUAGGGAUUAUUUUCUGGCAAAAUAUUUUGAAUGAUGCAAAGUAGAGUCAUCGACGUGCGAGUGCAUAGAGAGUUUGUUUUGAAAAGAUCACUGAUGAACAGCAGAAAGAGGGUGGGAGAUAGGACAGAGUCCUGUGGGACACCAUCGUUGGAAGGUUUAGAAAGAUCAGUGACCGUCUAACACACAGCAAAGAUAAAUAAGCGUCUCUUAAAUUUUCAGUUUCUACUGAGCGCGUGGCAGUCAGCCAUCAGCACAACGAUGCAACCUGCACAGCACUGGCUGAACAGCACGAAAGACACUCCACUGCUUACAGGCCUGCCACUUGGCGCCCGCACUGCACCGCGCAAUGACUGUUCCAGCAACCCUAGCAGACUGCAAGUCACGCAGGGUCACCAUGAUCUAGAAGAAGAGUUUAGGCGUCGACACAAAGUCCUUCUGUGCGAGUGCAUGCAUGUGUCUCUUCCCAAAGUGACUUUACGACCAUUCUACAAACAUGUGUUGCCGGGUCCACUUACCAUGUGUAGGAUCUUGAAGCAGGUUGCGUCAAAGGCGUUGCAGGAGUUGGUCCAUCAGAUGGAGGACAAGGUUCUAGCGACUCCCUGGCCUGCCAGCGCAGUGAUUGUGAGGCACCCACUGGCCAGGCUCGCCUCUGCUUACAGAGACAAGUUUCUGAAUGGCAAACAACUCAACAAGUACAACGAUGAAUAUCGAAACAUCACGCAGAGCUUAGAUGGAUGGGAAACACGCUUCAUCAAAUACUGGCUGCCUGCACUCGCCUCUGAAGGACUUCUGGAAAGAAAUAGAGAAUUCAACGAGACAUUGAACAAAAUCAGGAAAGCUUACCAGGUGUAUGUAAAUAAUUAUGUCAGCCAGACAGGAGUUCUCUUGGGAAAGCCAUCACAGACGGAAGAAAAAAAAUACGGCCGAGAAGAGAUGGAAAUCGCCUAUAACAUGUUAUUCGUCGGGCCUCAUUUUGGGUUAGCCAGAGCUUUCAUGAACAGCUAUAACUUAAGCGACCUGGCACAACAGUUCAGGGACACUUCGUUCACUUUCAAUCAAUUCCUGCGUCACGUGGUUUGGACUCAUGACGUGGGCAUGCCCAAUGAACACUGGACUACCUACACAGAUACGUGUGAUCCUUGCCGGAUGAAGUUCGACUACAUCCUCAGGUUGGAGACGGUCCAGGAGGAGAUGCAACACUUGUUCAGCGGGGUGCUAGGCUUCUUGGAUGAAGUCAGCUUCCCGGUGAAGCACCGCAGCUACGGCCACGUCCUCGCCCAAUCUGACAGAGAGUACUACGCGAACGUGAGCAGUGAGCUGAUGGACCGACUCCUCGAUAUUUACAAACACGACUUCGCUAUCUUCGGAUACACUCAAGACCUGUAA